Molecule: messenger RNA, 345 nt
Organism: Porites lobata
Lineage: Eukaryota; Metazoa; Cnidaria; Anthozoa; Scleractinia; Poritidae
Source: the annotation of a GenBank genome assembly
AUGGCGGAUAAACAGCUUAGCGUCAUCUUGCAUCGCAUCUUAAGAGUAAAAUUUGACUUAAAUCGAAACAGGAAGAGCCAUCUCUGGUUCAGCAAGGAAAUUGAUCAAAAUCUUGGCGAAAGACGGGAAAAAAUACGGAAGGAGAAAUGGUUGUUUGCAGCGAUGGCGCACGUGGCUUGUCAGAACUUCCGUAAAAGAAGCCUAUGGGUGAGACCGAGUAAUCAGGCGUGGUUUGACAUGGCAGACAUGGAGUUUGAUGAGCAACAGUGGUAUGAAAAUUUUCGAGUUACCAGAGAUACAUUUCAAUUCAUUUUAAACGAGAUUGAGCGUGACAUAACGCGAUGA